AUGAAGUUGCUAGUGUUUUUGAGCGCCACCCUGGCGUGUUUCGCGAUGGCAAUGGCGGAUGUAACACCUCGUCGGGAUGCCGAAUACCCGCCGCCAGAGAUACUGGAAGCGCUAAAGCCUCUGCAUGACAUCUGCGUUGGCAAGACGGGCGUGACGGAUGAGGCCAUCAAGAAGUUCAGCGAUGAGGAAAUCCACGAGGACGAGAAGCUCAAGUGCUACAUGAACUGCAUCUUCCACGAGGCAAAGGUGGUCGACGACAACGGUGAGGUGCAUCUGGAAAAGCUGCACGACAUGUUGCCCGACUCGAUGCACGAUAUCGCGCUUCACAUGGGCAAACGGUGCCUCUACCCUGAGGGUGAAACUCUCUGCGACAAGGCGUUCUGGUUGCACAAGUGCUGGAAGCAGGCUGACCCUAAGCACUACUUCCUGGUGUAGGCGGUGGGUGUCUUUCGACCAUCGCGCAGGGUAUGGACGCUCCGUUUCAUCGCCAGCGAUGGAUGGGGAACCGCACCGUAAAGGAUCUGUCUGCCAUGAGCCGGUUGCAUCGCUCGAUCCGGCGUCAGGUUCGCGCCUCGGAAUAGUAAUUAACCUCAUUUUUUUUCUCGCCUUCCGUACGCCCG
Molecule: messenger RNA, 620 nt
Organism: Anopheles nili
Lineage: Eukaryota; Metazoa; Arthropoda; Insecta; Diptera; Culicidae
Product: general odorant-binding protein 83a-like
Exons: 3
Coding region: 1-435 (144 amino acids)
Biological process (GO): sensory perception of smell
Molecular function (GO): odorant binding
Source: RefSeq, a predicted model, not a curated record